GAUAACCCUGUCAAACUCUGCACACAGGAUUUAGGGCUACUCAUCACCCUGUGUGCUCUGUCUUACUAUAGAGUUCCUCUAUUCUGUGCCAGUCUCAGUACUGGAGGUGAGGCCUCAGAUGGCUACAGGCCCCGCCCCAGCCUCUCAUCCAAUCAUGGUCCCUCCCUCUGGGGGCUGGGCCAACAGAUUGCUCUCCAGCGGCUGGUAGCUCCCUCACUAGGCUCCCAGCCAGGGACAAUGCCCCACUGCUGCUGUUGCUGCUGGAGGCAGCCACCCCGUUUCCUGAGGCUGUUGCUGUUGGUGCCAUUCGUCCUUGUACCUCUCCUAGCAGCAGCCACAGAGGGUCCAAGUCGUUGUGAUACCAUAUACCAGGGCUUUGCAGAGUGUCUCAUCCGCCUGGGGGACGGCAUGGGCCAAGGAGGCGAGCUGGAGACUAUCUGCAGGUCCUGGAAUGACUUCCAUGCCUGUGCUUCUCUGGUCCUCUCAGGCUGCCCGAAGGAGGCAGCUACCGUGUGGGAGUCACUACAGCAAGAAGCUCGCCGUGCCCCGAACCCAGAUAACUUGCACACUUUAUGUGGUGCCCCUGUGCAUGUCAGGGAUCGUGGUGUGGGCCCAGAGACCAACCAAGAGACAUUGCGGGCAACAGGGCCUGCACCUGCCCCAGCCCCUGCACCUUCCCUGUUGGCUGCUGCUUUGGCGCUGGCUUGCCUCCUGGGGCCCCUGGCCUAGCAGGAAGGUGCUAGUGGCAGCAACCACACCUCCAGCCCUGUUUCUGCAGAGUGCACAAGGCUUUCAUUAAAGGUAUUUAUAUUUGCA
Messenger RNA from Cavia porcellus (domestic guinea pig), 816 nucleotides. It is a transcript of the gene Nrn1l, whose product is annotated as neuritin 1 like. The record is from RefSeq and is a predicted model, not a curated record. Bases 238 to 729 code for a protein of 163 amino acids. NCBI's taxonomy places the organism in Eukaryota, Metazoa, Chordata, Mammalia, Rodentia, Caviidae. The transcript is spliced from 3 exons. Gene Ontology annotation, cellular component: plasma membrane. Gene Ontology annotation, biological process: nervous system development; neuron projection extension.